Messenger RNA from Lycium barbarum (goji berry), 3147 nucleotides. Its product is annotated as beta-amyrin synthase-like. Gene Ontology annotation, molecular function: beta-amyrin synthase activity. Gene Ontology annotation, cellular component: lipid droplet. Gene Ontology annotation, biological process: triterpenoid biosynthetic process. The record is from RefSeq and is a predicted model, not a curated record. The transcript has 19 exons. Bases 137 to 2422 code for a protein of 761 amino acids. NCBI's taxonomy places the organism in Eukaryota, Viridiplantae, Streptophyta, Magnoliopsida, Solanales, Solanaceae.
UCAUUCUUUUUACACCUACACUCUUUCAGCAGAAACUCCUCUUAUUAUUUAAGUGAAUUUUCACUUAUCUCUUUCCAUAUCCAAGCACUCCACAUAAUCCUAGCGGUAAGCUAGAAGCUAGAAAAAGAAAUUAAGAAUGUGGAAAUUGAAGAUUGCUGAAGGACAAGAUGGGCCAUAUUUGUAUAGCACAAACAACUAUGUUGGAAGGCAAAUGUGGGAGUUCGACCCAAAUGCUGGAACACCAGAACAAUGGGCUGAGAUCGAAGAAGCCCGUCAGCAAUUUUGGAACAAUCGUUAUAAAGUCAAGCCGAGUGGCGAUCUUCUUUGGCGAAUGCAGUUUCUUGGAGAGAAGAAUUUCAAGCAGAGAAUUCCAGCUGUUAAAGUAGAAGAAGGUGAAGAAAUAACCCAUGAAGUUGCAACAAUUGCAUUAAGUAGAGCUGUUCAUUUUUAUUCAGCCUUACAGGCUAGUGAUGGCCAUUGGCCUGCUGAAAAUGCUGGCCCUUUGUUCUUUCUUCCACCUCUGGUUAUAUGUAUGUAUAUCACUGGCCAUCUUAGUACUGUUCUCCCAGCUGAACAUCGUAAGGAAAUUCUUCGGUAUAUAUACUGUCACCAGAAUGAAGAUGGUGGAUGGGGUUUGCACAUAGAAGGUCAUAGUACUAUGUUCUGUACAGCUCUGAGUUACAUAUGCAUGAGGAUCCUCGGAGAAGGACCAGAUGGUGGUGAAAAUAAUUCCUGUGCAAGAGCAAGAAAAUGGAUUCUUGAUCAUGGUAGUGUCACUGCAAUUCCUUCUUGGGGAAAAACAUGGCUUUCGAUUCUUGGAGUUUUUGAGUGGUUUGGAACCAACCCAAUGCCACCUGAGUUUUGGAUUCUUCCAUCUUUUCUUCCCAUGCAUCCAGCAAAAAUGUGGUGUUACUGUCGAACGGUUUACAUGCCAAUGUCUUAUCUCUAUGGGAAGAGAUUUGUUGGUCCAAUUACACCUCUCAUUUUGCAAUUGAGGGAAGAGUUAUAUGAUCAACCAUACGAUGAAAUUAACUGGAAAAAAGUGCGCCAUGUAUGUGCAAAGGAGGAUAUCUAUUACCCUCAUCCAUUGGUUCAAGAUUUGAUGUGGGACAGUCUCUACAUAUGUGCUGAGCCUCUAUUGACUCGUUGGCCUUUCAACAAGCUGAGAAAUAAAGCUCUUGAAGUUACCAUGAAACACAUACACUAUGAAGACGAGAAUAGCCGGUACAUCACCAUGGGAUGUGUCGAAAAAGUAUUAUGCAUGCUUGCUUGUUGGGUUGAGGAUCCGAAUGGCGAUUAUUUCAAAAAACAUCUUGCUAGGAUCCCAGAUUAUUUAUGGGUAGCAGAAGAUGGAAUGAAAAUGCAGAGUUUCGGUAGUCAAGAAUGGGAUACUGGUUUUGCUAUUCAAGCACUAUUGGCCAGUGAGAUGAAUGAUGAAAUAGCAGAUACUCUUAAAAAAAGACAUGACUUUAUAAAACAAUCUCAGGUGAAGGACAAUCCUUCUGGUGAUUUUAAAGGGAUGUAUCGGCAUAUCUCAAAAGGAUCAUGGACUUUUUCAGAUCAAGAUCAUGGAUGGCAAGUCUCUGAUUGCACCGCCGAAGGAUUAAAGUGCUGCCUUCUCUUCUCUACGAUGCCUCCUGAAUUAGUCGGCAAAGCAAUGGAGCCAAGGCGACUGUAUGAUUCGGUGAAUGUCAUUCUUUCAUUACAGAGCAAAAAUGGGGGUUUAGCAGCAUGGGAGCCUGCAGGGGCCUCAGAAUAUUUGGAGUUGCUCAAUCCGACUGAAAUUUUGGCGGACGUUGUUAUCGAGCACGAGUAUGUCGAGUGCACUGCCUCAUCAAUUCAAGCACUCGUUCUGUUUAAGAAGCUAUACCCUGGACACCGAACCGAGGAGAUCAACAGUUUCAUUGAUAAUGCUGUUAAAUAUCUUGAAGAUGUACAAAUGCCUGAUGGUUCAUGGUACGGUAAGUGGGGUGUGUGCUUUACAUAUGGUUCCUGGUUUGCUCUUGGAGGGCUUGCUGCAGCCAGCAAGAGUUACAGCAACUGCGCAUCUGUUCGUAGAGGUGUUGAUUUUUUGCUAAGAACGCAAAGGUCCGAUGGUGGUUGGGGAGAAAGCUACCGUUCUUGCCCAGACAAGGUAUAUAGAGAACUUGAAACAAAAGACUCAAAUCUUGUACAAACUGCAUGGGCAUUGAUGGGAUUGAUUCACUCUGGCCAGGUUGAUAGAGAUCCGAGGCCCCUUCACCGAGCAGCAAAGUUGUUGAUUAAUUCUCAGACGGAAGAUGGUGACUUCCCACAGCAGGAAAUAACUGGAGCUUUCCUGAAGAAUUGCAUGUUACACUAUGCAGCAUACAGAAAUAUAUAUCCAUUGUGGGGUUUGGCAGAAUACCGCAAAAAUGUCUUAUUACCAUUACAAAACAACUAAAUAUAUGUGAAUGCAGCCUUGUUCAAAGAGAGAUAUGAAAGGAAUCUGCCCGAUAGAAUGCAAUUUGGCCCUUAUUUUUCCCCCGAAAUAAUGUAUUUUAAUUUUUUGCUGUGUUAAUGUAAGUGAUGUAACAGAGUCAAAAAGCAUAGCCUGAGCUAUUGUUAUUAUUUUGUAUGCAUAAUUUGCGAAUAAAGAAAAUUACCCAAGAAAAUGCCUUGCUCUUGUUUCACCUCCCCCUCCCUCUAUUUAUUUUUUAUUUUUUAUGCAUUAUUCAUGAACAAGGUGGUCUGGGUGAAAUUCAAGAUUUUACCGUCUUGCAUAUCAGUCGACUUUGUAACAUUUUGAAGGAAUUCUGUAGUAACGUAGUGUGAGGUACACUAAGCGUUGUGGUGGGAUAAAUAUGGUCACUCUGCUCUUAACCAGAGGUCUCAAACUAGAGCCGUGGAUAUAGAAAAAUCAUAUAGGUAGCGUUUCACCCUUUAAUGGACGGCCUUACAUGACGCCAAUCCAGAUUAGUCGAGCUUCAAUGCAGGUACCGGACAUUGGGGAGGGAAACUUUUUUUUUCUCUUUUUAUUUUUUUGCCGCCCCCCACCCCCAGUUUUCACAAAAAGAACGUAUAGUGAGGCAUAAAUUCCAUGUGGGUAGUGAUUACACUAUCAAAACCUUACUCGUUUUCUGCAAUUUUUUCAACAAUUAAUUAAGGCACGCUUUUCUUGCAAUUUUA